Molecule: messenger RNA, 1795 nt
Organism: Scleropages formosus (Asian bonytongue)
Lineage: Eukaryota; Metazoa; Chordata; Actinopteri; Osteoglossiformes; Osteoglossidae
Exons: 8
Coding region: 1-1047 (348 amino acids)
Source: RefSeq, a predicted model, not a curated record
AUGCCACGGGGACACAUUCGUUCAUUCUUAUUCGUGUCCCGUCUGUUUCAUUCUCACCUGUUGAACAAUGUUCCCCCCCCCCAGGUAACGGCAAUGGGAGAUCAGAGCCCCGCGCGCGUUGCGGUCCUCGCGCUCGCAGCGCUCGCCUUCUGCGUAACGGUCGCGAUCAACGCGUUGGCCGGAUCCGGCAGCAAAGGAGGUCCCUUCCAUCAAAGCACAGGGAACGUAUCGGCCAAAUACGAAACGGACAUAACGCCGGCGGGCUGGACCUUCUCCAUCUGGGGAGUCAUCUACGCCUGGCUCUCUGCUAUGAUGCUCUACAUCGUAACUGGUUUGUGCCGGAGGAAUUCCUAUGGGUGGACGUACUGUAAGCCUGCAGUCCUGCCCUAUGGCUUCUUCUUGUCUUGGACCCUGAACAUGAUUUUAAACAUCGUGUGGUUGUUCCUGUGGGACAGAGAGCAACUUGUUGCAGGCCUUGUUGUGUUGGCCCUCAUCGCUUUCACCAAUUACCUCGUCAUUUUCUUCUGCUGUCACGGGUUGCAUUUAUACGGGGCUUGGCUGAACAAAGACCACAAAGUGGACCUCUGGGCCAUUCGGGUGCUGAUCCUGAACGGUGUUGGAGUCUAUGCAACGUGGACCACCAUAGCGACGCUGCUCAACUUCAGCGUUGUGCUGGAGUACAGUGCGGGGGCGUCCAGAGCCGGAGCAGGAACCGUGGGUCUCUCUCUUCUUUUGGCAGAGGUGAUCAUAUGGUUCAUUUUGGAGAACGUUUUGCUGGAGAGACACGUACGCUACCUCCUCACGGUCUACCCGGUGGUGAUUGUCGCCUUGACCGGCAACGUGGCGAAACGUUACGACCCCGCAGCUCCCAGUCGGAACAGCAUCUUUACAGCUGUUCUCCUGGCCUUGGCCUGUGCGCUCUUCGUUCUGCGUGUUCUCUUGGUGGUAUUCAGAUGCUGGAAGCAGCCUCUCUACCGAGGCGAAAACACAGAAGCCCUGAUGUCACCCUUAGAUAUUGCUGAGAAACAGAAAAGAGUCUUUAUUUAGCCAAGUGGUCGUGUAUAAAAGAGUCAUCUGUUAAGGUCCAGUGUCUCUUAUUUUGGGCCUCCUUUUAAUAACAGAAUAAAUAGCGGUACUGUAACGUCUCACCUCAAAAAAACCUGUCAGCAACCCCACUCUUACACAAAGCCAAUAUCCGAAUAUUUUCUUUUAUUUUUCUCUAAAGAAAUCGAGGGCUCUCAUCGGGUAAAAGCAGGAGCUGUUGAACCGAACCUCAUGGCGAUAAGGUUUUUUACAGUCAGUACUGGCGGUUUGUCUCCGUACUGUGUUAAAACGAAAAUGAUAAAAAAAAGUCAAGUAAACGGCUGAGAGGAUAAGAAACUUUUCCGACCUAUGGUCAAACAUCACGCUCCAAAUUUAAUUAAUUGAUUAACGAGUCUAUCAGUCUUUUUGCAGAAAACACCUUUACAGUAAAACAAUUAAAAAGGGGCUGAUGUUUUACUUAUUAACCAAAUGACACUUGUACCAAAAGACUCCUUUAUUUAAUGUUUACAUUAUUUACAUUAUAUUAAACUGCAGACAGCUACUCAUUCAAAAGUUUUACAGAUGUUUGGGUAAAAUACCACCGAAUGAUGAAUGUGUGGUACACUGAGCAUUGAUCAGCAUAUGCCAUUGUAUCGGAUACUAAUUUUUGAUAACAUUGUGUUCAUUUUCACGUUUUGCUCAUUUAACAAAUGUAUUACAUAUUUCACUGUUUCUAAUAUUUUUGGAAGUAAUAAACUGUCUUUUACAGUCA